This is a messenger RNA of Ostrinia furnacalis (Asian corn borer), 1585 nucleotides long. RefSeq names its product protein cortex. The transcript is spliced from 9 exons. Gene Ontology annotation, biological process: positive regulation of ubiquitin protein ligase activity; positive regulation of anaphase-promoting complex-dependent catabolic process; anaphase-promoting complex-dependent catabolic process. The record is from RefSeq and is a predicted model, not a curated record. NCBI's taxonomy places the organism in Eukaryota, Metazoa, Arthropoda, Insecta, Lepidoptera, Crambidae. Gene Ontology annotation, molecular function: protein binding; ubiquitin ligase activator activity; anaphase-promoting complex binding. Bases 5 to 1348 code for a protein of 447 amino acids. Gene Ontology annotation, cellular component: anaphase-promoting complex.
UAAGAUGGAAAGAAUAGCGCUUAGAAAAAAAAUUUCCAACGGGCAGCGGCCGCGGCUCGACCGAUUCGUAGCACCGCGGGCCUCGUUCCAAGAAAUGCGCCGGCGACUCUCCUGGGCAGCUAGCUGUGAUCACCAGUCCGUUGACAUUUGGUACAAAAAGCACCUUCAGCAAAAGAACUACACAAGCUACCUGGACGAGGCUUUCGGCCUGGAGCCCCUGGGAAGCCCGGGCUGCCGCGAGCCUCAGGACGAGGUGCAGACCUGGCCCUGUGUGCCGAGGAAGCAGCGGUACCUGUCGUCUGCUGACAGCAUCCUGGACUUGCCUACUUAUAGCCUUGCUGCUUUUCCAGAACUGCUGGACUGGAGUAACGACAACAUCCUGGUGGCGGCUCUAGGCAUGAACUACCACAAAUGGAGCUGGCGGACGCAGAGCCUCAUCAACAAGGGCUUCGCGCGGAACGAGAUACAGUGCUGCAAGUUCGACCCCAGGGGAGAGAUGCUCAUUUUAGGAACGGACAUGAAGAUGGUGGAAGUCCACAACAACUUGUUGAGCAAGUGGGUGGCCGGCAGCUACUGCCGCUGCCUCGACGUCGACGACGUGGACUGCUCCAUCACCGCGCUGGACUGGAGCCCCACUGGGAACUCUUUUAUAACCGGCUGCUCCCGAGGCAUGCUGGUGACCUUCGACCGCAACGCCCGACUGAUCAGCUGGCGGCGCGUCAUCCACUCCGCCGUACUGGUGGUGCGAGUGUCGCCCGACGCGCGGUACGUGGCCGUGGCCGCGGUCAACGCGACUAUUGUACUGGUGCUGUCCUGGCCAGGACUUGAGCUGACCUCCAGCCUUAACUCUGAGUGGACUGUUAAGACACUGACGUGGCAUCCAUGGCGCAGUGCGCUACUAGGCAUCGGCGCCGUGACAACAUCCCUGCAGUCCCGUAUCGCCUUCUGGGAUGCAGCAUCCGCCAAGGUCCGGGAGACGAACCUGGGCCGCAGCCACUACAGCCUGGACUGCAUGCUGUUCAGCCACCGGACCGGCGAGAUGGUGCUGAGUUUGUGGAACGCAGACCCAGCAGCGGCUUACCAGAAGACCUGUUCACACCUGGUGGUGAUGAGCGACCCGGAGACGGUGGUGGACCACUGGGGCGAGGGCCGCAGCGGGCUGGACCGCGUGCGGACCAUGAUCUUCAGUCCCGACGGGACCAAGCUUGCAACGGCCACAGCAGACGAAGACCUGAUCAUCUGGAACUUCUUGCCAGAAGAUCCGCGCAAAAAAAAGACAAACUGCAGACAGUUCUCUGCUAUGCCAGUGUACCUGGACAAGGCUAUGUAUGGCUACUCGCUUAGGUGAAACAUAAACAUUUAAUCAUUCAUAAUUUAUUCAUUUAAUUUUUAGUGUAGACUGAGCGAUGUUUAGAUUUUUAGUAUUUGCAAUUAUAUUUCGUAUGAAAACUUAAUUUAUAUUUCAAUCACAUUUUAUAGUCUUGUAAUUCACAAAUCGCUUAGUCUACACUUUUAAUGUGUAAUCAACUCAAUAAACAAUAAAUUUUAUUCAUAUUUUAUUAUGCUGGAUGUGCAAAUGUUAUUA